Messenger RNA from Durio zibethinus, 1062 nucleotides. The record is from RefSeq and is a predicted model, not a curated record. NCBI's taxonomy places the organism in Eukaryota, Viridiplantae, Streptophyta, Magnoliopsida, Malvales, Malvaceae.
UUUCGGGGACGCCCAAAAGGUGUCACUCCUAAGUACAGCUUGAAGCCUCUUGUGCCAAGGCUAUCUGAACUUCUUGGAGUCGAGGUUAAAAUAGCAAAUGACUGUAUUGGUGCUGAAGUUGAGAAAUUGGUGGCCGAAUUACCAAAUGGAGGUGUAUUGCUGCUUGAGAAUGUGAGGUUCUACAAGGAGGAAGAGAAGAAUGAUCCUGAAUUCGCAAAGAAGCUAGCUUCUCUUGCUGAUGUCUAUGUUAAUGAUGCAUUUGGGACUGCUCACAGAGCCCAUGCUUCCACAGAGGGUGUGGCCAAGUUCUUAAAGCCUUCUGUUGCCGGUUUGCUUAUGCAGAAGGAGCUUGAUUAUCUUGUUGGAGCUGUGGCAAAUCCCAAGAAGCCAUUUGCUGCAAUUGUUGGUGGUUCUAAGGUAUCAACCAAGAUUGGAGUUAUCGAAUCCCUCUUGGCCAAGGUUGACAUUCUCUUACUUGGUGGAGGAAUGAUCUUUACUUUCUACAAGGCCCAAGGAUAUUCAGUUGGAUCAUCACUUGUGGAGGAAGACAAACUUGAUCUUGCAACAUCACUCCUUGAAAAGGCCAAGGCAAAAGGAGUGUCUCUCUUGCUGCCCACUGAUGUUGUUGUUGCUGACAAAUUUGCUGCUGAUGCUAACAGCAAGGUGGUGCCAGCAUCUGAGAUCCCAGAUGGUUGGAUGGGCUUGGAUGUAGGACCUGAUUCCAACAAAACCUUCAGUGAGGCGUUGGACGCUACCAAUACCAUUAUUUGGAAUGGACCCAUGGGUGUGUUUGAGUUUGAUAAGUUUGCUGCAGGCACUGAGGCGAUUGCCAAGAAGCUUGCUGAGCUCAGUGGCAAGGGAGUGACAACAAUCAUUGGAGGAGGUGACUCUGUUGCAGCUGUGGAGAAGGUAGGGCUUGCGGACAAGAUGAGCCAUAUCUCUACCGGUGGUGGUGCUAGCUUAGAGCUUCUUGAGGGAAAAGCACUUCCUGGAGUCCUUGCUCUUGAUGAUGCUUAAACUUAAUUCUUCACCUCUCUGCUUUUUGUGCAUUUUAUACUGCAA